Messenger RNA from Dioscorea cayenensis subsp. rotundata (Guinea yam), 1909 nucleotides. Its product is annotated as thermospermine synthase ACAULIS5-like. Bases 204 to 1184 code for a protein of 326 amino acids. The record is from RefSeq and is a predicted model, not a curated record. Gene Ontology annotation, biological process: polyamine biosynthetic process. The transcript is spliced from 10 exons. Lineage: Eukaryota; Viridiplantae; Streptophyta; Magnoliopsida; Dioscoreales; Dioscoreaceae. Gene Ontology annotation, molecular function: thermospermine synthase activity.
GACCCCAAAUCUCUGUCACGCGCGCUGCUUCUCCGGAUCAUCCUCUGAACCAGUGCUCACUCUCUCUUUCUCUUUCCUCCUUUUUCUUGUGUGCUUGUGCCUUCUCUUCAUUUCCCUUGUUAUAUAUCCCAUUCCUCUGUCUCCACUUAUACUUGUUAUUAUUUGUCUUUCUCUUCUUCAAAGCUUACUCUUGAGUAUCAACAAUGGGUGACAUUUCUCCUUCUAAUGGCCAAGUUGAUGCAAGGAGAAAGAGCUGCUGGUAUGAAGAAGAGAUUGAACAGAACUUGAGAUGGUGUUUUGCUCUUAACAGUAUUUUACAUACUGGAGCUACUCAGUACCAAGACAUUGCAUUGCUGGACACUAAACCUUUUGGGAAAGCUUUGGUUAUUGAUGGCAAGCUUCAAAGUGCUGAGAUUGAUGAGUUUAUUUACCAUGAAUCUCUUGUUCACCCUGCUCUUCUCCACCACCCAAAUCCUGAGAGUAUUUUUAUUAUGGGAGGAGGAGAAGGAUCCACUGCAAGAGAGAUUUUGAGGCAUAGAACUGUUGAGAGGGUGGUCAUGUGUGACAUUGAUGAGGAAGUGGUAGAAUUCUGCAAAUCUUACCUUGUUGCAAACAGAGAUGCUUUUUUCGAUUCAAGACUAGAACUUGUUAUCAAUGAUGCAAGAGCCGAGCUUGAAAAGAGUGAAGGCCGAUACGAUGUGAUCAUCGGUGACCUUGCUGAUCCUAUCGAAGGCGGGCCGUGCUACCAACUCUAUACUAAAUCAUUUUAUGAAGACACUCUCAAGCCUAGACUCAGUGAUGAUGGCAUUUUUGUCACUCAGGCAGGACCUGCCGGAGUUUUCUCGCACACAGAGGUCUUCUCUUGCAUCUACAACACACUCAAACAAGUGUUCAAAUUUGUGGUGCCUUAUUCUGCUCACAUUCCUUCGUACGCCGAUACUUGGGGUUGGAUUAUGGCAUCUGAUUCUCCAUUGACACAAGAUGCUGAGGAAUUGGAUUUGAGAAUCCGGCAGAGGAUCAAAGGGGAGAACAGAUAUCUUGAUGGCAAGACAUUUGCAUCAGCUUCAAUGCUCAGCAAGGCCGUUAGAAUAUCGCUAGCAAAUGAAACUCAAGUAUACACUGAGGGGACGGCAAAGUUCAUCUACGGCCACGGUGCUGGUCACAAGUUCCAGUCAUCAACUUAGGUUUCGAAGAACCCGAACGGAGAUUUGGCUACCAAGUGAUCACAGAGUGAUGGAUAUUUUUGGCUCAGUUGAGGGAAUUAUGUAUUUGUGGUACCUUAGUACUUAUGAAUUCUCAAUGUAGCUUUCUCUUUUCAAUGUUCAAUUCAGUACCAGCUUCUCAUUUCAACUAAAUUUCAUCCCAAUUCAAGCUCUUAUGAUCAGAAAUUACAUUAUAUUUCACAAGAUAAAAUUUACCCGUGAAGAACAUUUGGUUCUUUUGUCCUUGUACUCUGCUUUCACUGACCAAAAAUUAUUCAGAAAAAAAAUGGAAAACUUCCUCUACUGACAAAUAACUCUUAUGCACAGCUAUAUAUAUACACACAUCAUCAUCAUCAUAAAAAAUAAAUAAAUAAAUAAAUAAUCAUGAUUCAAUGUUGCAAACAUAAACUAAUAUAUAAUCACAAGAUAACAAUAAGAAAUCAUCAUCUCUGCCAAACUUUCUCCUACUUGUACUCUGUUUUCCCCAACCAAGAACUCAUCCCAUAAACCAUGCACAUAAUUAAAAAACUCAUCAUGAUUAAUUCAAACUAACAACACAAGAUGAACAAAAUAUCCAUAUUGUACAUAUAUAUAAAACAAGAAAUCAGCAGAAAAAACAACAAUAACUGCAACAACAACAACAACAACGUGAACAUAAAAUUAUUCAGAUACAAAUUGAUAUUUAAAACACAUGAACAGAUAAACCA